This is a messenger RNA of Portunus trituberculatus (swimming crab), 1533 nucleotides long. It is a transcript of the gene MED19, whose product is annotated as mediator of RNA polymerase II transcription subunit 19-like. Gene Ontology annotation, molecular function: transcription factor binding; transcription coregulator activity. NCBI's taxonomy places the organism in Eukaryota, Metazoa, Arthropoda, Malacostraca, Decapoda, Portunidae. Gene Ontology annotation, cellular component: mediator complex. Bases 74 to 790 code for a protein of 238 amino acids. The record is from RefSeq and is a predicted model, not a curated record. The transcript has 4 exons. Gene Ontology annotation, biological process: positive regulation of transcription by RNA polymerase II.
GGCAACACUGUCACUGUCACAGCUGAACCCUGAUCAUGGCGGGCUGUAGCCACUAAGUGUUACAUCGCGCACCAUGAACGAGUUAACCCGCAAAGUGGACGCUUCCUUUUCUCCCAAAUCCUCGCCGAGGGGCUCAAGAUCGCCAAUGGCUAACCAGAUGCUAUCAAGAAAUGACUCCACGGGCACGCUCAAGAUGACCAUAUCAGCGGGCAAGCACCCCGCUGUGGUCCACUCGGGGCCCUUCUACCUAAUGAAGGACCCAGCCACGGAGAAUGAACUGACAGGUGCAAACAACUUGAUGGCUCAUUUCAACCUGGAACACUCCUACAACAAAUUCACUGGCAAGAAGGUAAGAGACUCCCUGUCUUCCUUCUUGCCAACACUCCCUGGUAUCAUUGACACUCCAGCUCAUCUCACGAACUCCUCUCUCCGCUCCCUUAUUGAGAAGCCACCAGUCUUCAAGGAGUUCACUUUACUCAACCAACAUCAGCUAGCAGCCUUUCGCCUUCAUCCUGGACCACUGCCAGAACAGUACCGCUUCAUGAACCAACCUCUAGGACAGCGAAGGCACCGUCGACAUCGUAAACACAAAUACCGUCCUGGUGAGACUCCUACACAGGAUGGCUCUGGAGAUGGGACAGAUAUGCAUGAGAAGAAACACAAGAAAAAGAAGAAUGAUGAUGACAAAGAAAGAAAGAAGAAAAAGAAAGAAAAGAAAAAGAAGAAGCAAAAACACAGCCCUGAGCAUCCUGGUCUCUCCAGCAAUGAUCCUAGCAGAGUUGGCCUGUGAGCAAGGUGACAUGAAGAUCACACAUUUUCCCAGGAAUUCAUACUCAUAGACUGUACAACACAUUUGUAUUUGUCAUGCUGGAAGUUGUCUGUCUGGAAAAUCAAGCAACUGUGGUUUGGAGUAUCUCAUUCCAAUCAUUACUGUUGACAUCUCCCAGUGAUGGCCAGAAAUCCAAGUAUAAGUUAUGGUGAUGAAUAUAUCACUAGGAAACUGGAGGUGAGUAAAUGUUACAAACUCAAGAUAUCUUGAGCUGAAUGAGUGUAGAAUUGUCAUUUUUGCAGGCACAGAAAAGCAUUAGUUUGUUGUUUAUGGAGAUGAUGACUUUUAAUAUUUGUAUAUUAGUGGAUGUGUAUGGAGAUGAUGACUUUUAAUAUUUGUAUAUUUAUAUGUACAGAUAGACAAUAAAUUUUACAUUUAAGAGGGAGGAUUCACAACUCAGGAACUGAACAGUAGCUGUUUGGAAACUGGAGAAAAAAAAAAAGACUAAAUACAAAACCUUUUCAAUACUUUUAUUUUCAGUGACCUUAUAGAUCUCAUAAGAGUUAUUGUAUGAAAUUACAAAAAAUAAACUACAGUUGUAAGCUUUCAUUCUUUCUUUGAUUAAAAACUUCAAUAUUAUUGAAAUCUACAUUGUAUAUAAACCAACACUUUGUAUCACAAAGAUUCAUCUGUGCUAAAGAUCAUUACCAUUUUUUUAUAACCACUACUUAUGUUAAUAAAAAUUUCUUUGGUAAAAAGAGAAA